Messenger RNA from Quercus robur (English oak), 1408 nucleotides. RefSeq lists its product as uncharacterized. The transcript has 7 exons. The record is from RefSeq and is a predicted model, not a curated record. NCBI's taxonomy places the organism in Eukaryota, Viridiplantae, Streptophyta, Magnoliopsida, Fagales, Fagaceae. The coding region runs from base 329 to 1078 and encodes 249 amino acids.
AGUUGGAAUAUGCGCACAGACGAUGAGGAAGAUUCUUAGACUAAUGCGCAUCUCCCGCUUCCUUUAUUCUCUUUUCUUUUUGGCCUCUCUAUAAAACUAGACUCUGCCCUUUUCAACUGAAUCAACCACCACCUUCUUUCUUCUCUCAUAUCACUACUCUUAUUCUUAUAUACACACACAAACCCAACCCCAUUGGUGCAUCUAUCCUCAGCUUCACCAGAAUCAAGAUCAAGCAAUACAUUCAGUUGCUCUGGGCACACUUGUUCCAAUUGAUGCCAGCAAGUUCUGUCUGGCAAUUGAAUUGAUUCAAUUUAUUACUGGAAAGCCUAUGUGUCCACAGAGUACAUUGAAUACAAGUAGAGCCCUAGAGGGCGUCCAUGGGGUGCAUGUGGUGCCUCAUUCACCAUUUGCAUUGGAAGAGACUACUAAAGAUGGAGACUUUCCUCAGUCAAACAAUAGAACUUCGAUUAUUGAAGUGAAUCAGAGCCUAUUGAUGCAAUGGGUAUGGCAGCAUAGACCAGCCUGUUUGAGGCCCAUCCAGGGAUGUAUUCAAGGUGAUCAGAAUCUUUCAGAAACAGUGGCUAAUGUGCUCACUUCACUUCCUUUUGUAGCUCUUGGAAUCCAGGCCCCAAGAAAGAGUAUGAGCACUAAGCUGUAUGCUAAUUCAUUAAUCGGAGUUGGAGUUGCCUCAAGUUUGUACCACACUUCAAGAGGAAAACUGAGGCAGUAUAUGAGAUGGGCUGAUUAUACAAUGAUAGCCACAGCAACAGUAUGUCUAUCAAGAGCCCUCAGAGAUGACAACCCAAAGUUUUUGAUGGCAGCAUCAGCAUUUCUUCUACCUGUCCAGCCUCUAAUGGUUUCGGCUGUUCAUACAGGGAUGAUGGAGGUAGUAUUUGCAAAAAGAGCAGCAAAAGAUCCAGAUUUGAGGAUGGCCCACAAUGUGCAUAAGAUGUCAUCACUGUUGGGCGGUGUUCUUUUUAUUGCUGAUGAUGUUUUUCCUAGGACUCCAUACAUUCAUGCUGCCUGGCAUCUCGCUGCAGCAGUUGGUGUUGGCACCUUGAAUAAGCUUCUUGAAUAGUUGUAUAUUUUAUAUAUAUGAAUUCUUUGUAUCUAAUUCAUCCAUUGAGCUGCAUCAUAUGUUUAGGAGAAAUAUUUCCAUCUUCAGUUGUGAGUAAAUCUGCAGGUUGAGAGGGAAUGGAGGGAUUUGUCGUCUUGAUCAGUUAAGUGUAGUCCAUGAAUUUAAACUGCAUCAGUUCUAUUAUCUUUUGCUCUCCAAAUACACUUCCAUUUUACUAGAAUAGCAAUGUAAUUAUACUGGGAUGGAAUAUUUCUUGUAAAACAGUGGCAACUAUUGUACUUAGAUCACCAUUGACCAAUGUCAAAGAGAAGAAAUGUUUCUUCUACUUUA